UGCCGGAAGUUGGGGUGUGCGGAAUCCGGACGUUCGUCUGAUCGCUACACGCUCUCCGCUGGGGACCCGGGCCACCAUGGUCUCAGACGAAGAUGAAUUGAAUCUUCUAGUUAUCAUAGUUGAUACGAACCCAAUUUGGUGGGGAAAGCAAGCAUUGAAGGAAUCUCAGUUUACUUUAUCAAAAUGCGUAGAUGCUGUGAUGGUCCUGGGAAAUUCUCAUUUAUUCAUGAAUCGAUCCAACAAACUUGCUGUGAUAGCGAGUCACAUUCAAGAAAGUCGAUUCUUAUAUCCUCGGAAGAAUGGCAGACUCGGGGACUUCGGAGAUGAUGGCAACACUUCUGAAUUUAAUCCCUCGGGGAGUAAAGAUGGAAAAUAUGAGUUGUUAACAGCAGCAAAUGAAGUCAUUGUUGAAGAGAUUAAAGAUCUAAUGACCAAAAGUGACAUAAAGGGUCAACAUACAGAAACUCUGCUAGCAGGAUCCCUCGCCAAAACUCUUUGCUACAUUCAUCGAAUGAACAAGGAGGUUAAAGAUAAUCAGGAAAUGAAAUCAAGGAUAUUGGUAAUUAAGGCUGCAGAAGACAGUGCAUUGCAGUAUAUGAACUUCAUGAAUGUCAUCUUCGCAGCACAGAAACAGAAUAUUUUGAUUGAUGCCUGUGUUUUAGACUCUGAUUCAGGACUCCUGCAGCAGGCUUGUGACAUCACAGGGGGGCUGUACCUGAAGGUUCCUCAGAUGCCAUCCCUCCUGCAGUAUUUGCUGUGGGUUUUUCUUCCCGAUCAAGAUCAGAGAUCUCAGUUAAUCCUCCCACCCCCAAUUCACGUUGACUAUCGGGCUGCUUGCUUCUGUCAUCGAAAUCUUAUUGAAAUUGGCUAUGUCUGUUCUGUGUGCUUGUCCAUAUUCUGCAAUUUCAGCCCUAUCUGUACUACGUGCGAGACAGCUUUUAAGAUUUCUCUACCUCCUGUACUGAAGGCCAAGAAAAAGAAACUGAAAGUGUCUGUGUGAUACUAAAACAGUUUUCCCCAUCUUUUAAAGCCUAUUAAUAGACAUUGUAUGGCAGAAUCUUUGUUAGGAGGGCUUUGAAAAAAAUACAGAUGUGUGUAAGAUCAUUUUAGUGCAGAUUUUGUAAAGGAAAUAGUUUAAAACCAUCAACCUUGUCCUGUGCUUCUGAGGCACUGAUAUAUUUGAGGAACUCAGUCUAUGCAAUAUACCCUAAAAUCUUCUGUGACAGGUUUUUUUGAGAAAGUGGGAAGAAACAAAUUUGUGGCUCUUUCUUUAAUGGGAUGAUCAUUUAUUUGUCAGUCAGCCUUUCCAGACUAAUUAUAGACUUCAGAACCUGUUAUCCAAGUUUAAGUUCUUACUAUGAAAUGUAUGACAUGUGAAAAUUGAACACAGUUUUGGAAAAAGUGACUAUUUAUGGCAUAAUGGCAUUAUUCAAGAUAGAACAUCUUACUGGAAUCAGCAGUUAACUUGGAUAGUAGUCACAUAAAUAAAAUCCUAAUUGUCUAAGUUGAGAUUUAGCUUCAGAUAUUAGCAAAUAUUUAUUCCUUUGUCUGCCAUCAGUACUUGUUUGGACUAAGUUAUCCAAAUAAUAAUAAUAUUUGUCACUGAAUAAUUACAAAGUCUGAUUUUAAGUAAGGUGAAUGAGCACUAUAGUCUGGUAGCAACUUUUUAAAAAAAAAAAUACGGUGUGAAGAUCUUAUUUGUGAAAGUGAGCAUCUGAGUUCUGAGAACUUCUUGGGGAGAAUGGAUUCUUUACAGUUAAGUGUUUUCCCAGAUGGAAUUCUUUCUUUUUUUAAUGUGAGAAAAAAUUAAUAUUUGUGAACUCUAGCAACUUUGGACUUACAACAGAAAACUUCUGUAAGUUCAAAAGAAAAAUUAUUUGUGAUUUCAACAAUAAAAAAUCUUACUUUUCCAUGUAAUCUUGAGGUUAGUAAGUCUUUUUAAAAUUUCAGCAUAGUGUAGGAAGGGUUUUCAGGAAUGGUGGCUAGUCUUGUUUUGUUUUAAAAGUAUAUUGACAAAAACCCAUACGUGAACACAACCUUACUAUAAUUAAGAUUUUAUUUUCUCUUUAUACCAUAUUGUUAGGCAGAAAGGUAGACAUAAGCCAGUGGAGGGAGACUAAAACUAGCAAAGCCCACUAAAAGGAACUCAAAGAGUUAACCAGGUAAAACCAGAGAGGCAGAAAAGACUCACAGAGUUAAUUAGUAGAAGUUUUAAGGACUAGGAGUUACUUAGAACAUCCAAACAUUCUCCAGAUAAAAAAAAGAAAAGCAUACCCAGAUGAGAAGUCUCCAAGCACAGACUCUCCCCAUAUAAGAGAAAAUAAAACAUCCAAAGACAGGCACAGACAUCAUCAGAGCAGCCCCUGUCUUCUUUUUACCAAUUAGACCAGGCCUCCAAGGCCAAAGAUUAUCAUUCAAGGACUUCUCUGCCCUGCCAAGACCCCAUAAAAGAAGACUUGGAAUAAACUGCCCGUGCCUGUCUAACCUUAGGCAGACCCACUCUGCUGCACAGGGCAAAAUAAAAGUCACUUUGCCUUCCUAA
Messenger RNA from Manis javanica (Malayan pangolin), 2542 nucleotides. It is a transcript of the gene GTF2H3, whose product is annotated as general transcription factor IIH subunit 3. Gene Ontology annotation, biological process: regulation of DNA-templated transcription; nucleotide-excision repair. The record is from RefSeq and is a predicted model, not a curated record. NCBI's taxonomy places the organism in Eukaryota, Metazoa, Chordata, Mammalia, Pholidota, Manidae. Gene Ontology annotation, cellular component: transcription factor TFIIH core complex; transcription factor TFIIH holo complex.